CUACUCUAUGGUGCCAGCACUCAGUGACACUGACAUGCCCUGGACCAGACCCCAGGUGGACCUUCAUGCUGGUGGAGCAGCAGAGGCCAUGGACCAGAGCGCCGACGACCACCACUAUGAGGGCUCCCUGUUCCCCACCUCCACCCUCAUCCCCGUCACCGUCAUCUACAUCCUCAUCUUCAUCGUCGGGGUGACGGGCAACACCAUGACCAUCCUCAUCAUCCAGCACUUCAAGGACAUGAAGACCACCACCAACCUGUACCUGUCCAGCAUGGCGGUGUCGGACCUCAUCAUCUUCCUGUGCCUGCCCUUCGACCUGUACCGCCUGUGGAAGUACGUGCCCUGGCUGUUCGGGGAGGCUGUGUGCCGCUUCUAUCACUACAUCUUCGAGGGCUGCACCUCGGCCACCAUCCUCCACAUCACGGCUCUGAGCAUCGAGCGCUACGUGGCCAUCAGCUUCCCCCUCCGCAGCAAGGUGGUGUUGACCAGACGCAGGGUCCAGUACAUCAUUUUAGCCCUGUGGGGGUUCGCCUUGGCUUCUGCGGCUCCCACGCUCUUCCUGAUAGGGGUGGAAUACGACAAUGACACCCACCCGGACUUCAACACAGGGCAGUGCAAGCACACCAGCUACGCCAUCAGCUCCGGGCAGCUGCACAUCAUGAUCUGGGUGUCCACCACCUACUUCUUCUGUCCGAUGCUCUGCCUCAUCUUCCUCUAUGGCUCCAUCGGGUGCAAGUUGUGGAAAAGCAAAAAUGACCUGCAGGGCCCCUGUGCAAUGGCCCGAGAAAGGUCACACAGGCAAACUGUCAAGAUUCUAGUGGUGGUGGUGCUGGCCUUCAUCAUCUGCUGGUUGCCCUACCACAUCGGCAGGAACCUCUUCGCCCAGGUGGACGACUACGAGGAGGCCAUGCUGAGCCAGAAAUUCAACAUGGCCUCCAUGAUGCUCUGCUACCUCAGCGCCUCCAUCAACCCCGUCGUCUACAACCUCAUGUCUCGGAAGUACAGAGCCGCCGCCAAACGCCUCUUCCUGCUGCACCAGCGGCCCAGACAAGCCCACCGCGGCCAGAGACAGCUCUCCGUGAUCGAUCAGAUCUCCACACUGAAUGAAAGUCUGACCGGGGUCUGAGAGGCCCGGGAAAGUCUAAUGAGCACUUAAAAGCUUGUCUGACUUCACCACCAGGGGAGAGGGUUCGGGUUUCCUCAAAGUUCAAGGGUUGAGAUCAGGAGCUAAAGAGAAAAGGAUGUGUAGAGCAGAGAUGCUUUGAGGGGGAAAACAGGGCUGAGUGGUCCACCGCACUCCAAUGCAAAAUUAUUAUUGCUUCUCAGUGUCGUUCUGUUCGCAAAGACAUGAUGAUGAUUGUCUGUCAUGUCAGAUUAUAGUUUUUACCAUUCAGUGGAUUGCAUUUACAGCUUUCCUUGUCUCGGUGUUACAUAGAAGUAUUUACCUCCACGUUGUGCACUGCUGCGUGUUUUUUCCGGCUUGUUGUCAGAGUUAACCGAACACAUCCACCGUUUCACUUCACAAUUAUCAUCAAUCCGAGUCUCUCCUCUUUGCUCAUGACGGAUGAUGUUUGCUUCAUGCGAAACGGCAGUUCAUUUGUAAUUUUUAAUUGUAGUCGGCCGCAGUGAGAUUGGAUUUGUUCGGUGUAUGGUGAACAGUUGUUAUCAUAAUGUUUGCUCGCGCUCAUAAAUCAAGAAGAACAAAACAAGUAAACCUAUUAGCGGUGGGCCAUUAGUUGUGCAGAUCUGAAAUUGGGUAUCCCAGUGUGUGUUUGAGUGAAUAGAUGGACCAUGCACCUGAUAAAAGCAGAUUAGUAUGAAAAUGGAGCCGUUGUUGUCUGUGUGUGUGAUACUGAGGCCACCUGAGCCCGGAGGUUUUGGGCCUGUGUACGUGCCGCUCAUCACAUGUAAUCUGACAUGGCUAUUAUAUUAAAUGGGCCCUGAGUUAGAUUUACGCUGGCAGCUGACGUCCCUGCAUCACCAUAUUCAAAGUAAUGGCUGCUCUAAGUGCAUUUCAAAGGGGAGAGAAAGAUAUUAGGUUGUCAGCAGUAGCAGAGCUUAUUGCCUUUAUUGCUUCCACUUGCAUAAUCUUGACCCGUUGUACAAUUGUUCGUUGAUGUUGGGUUUCGAGUUAGAAAUUGUACACUUUUGUACUUCAUGUGCUCCAGCAAAAGAAACAAAAAGUAAUGUCAAAGUCAUGUAUUUUUAACCUGAACAAUGUCUAAUCACAAAAAUAAACCACUUUGUCCAGGUUCUGUCUGCCUUACAAGGUGUUCUUUAAAAGGAACUGUCGUGCUUUUGCCCAUGAAUCAUCGGGCCUUGGUUUGCACAAAUACAAAGAGACAUGGUCGCUCUGGGCUGACUCAUCCUCAUGACACUUUUUUUCACCGAGUCAUUCGUCUCUUUAGGAGCCCAAGCAGCCGACGAAAGCUUCUAUCCCACAGACUGUCCUGCCAUCACCUGGGGAAAGAUCAACAAGCAGCACGACUCCUCCGUUGCUUAUUUUCUUUACUGAUAAUGAAGACAGCGGCUGCGAGCGGUUUAUCCAGAGCUGUCAACACCUCUCUGAGGCUUUCUUUACACCACCUCCAAUCAUUCGGAAAUGUACACUUUGCUUGCUUUGACUCUAUUUUAGCAGCAAUCUUUGAACAUACUGCACACACUGUUCUAUGAGAAUUGUUAA
Acanthochromis polyacanthus (spiny chromis) is the source of this 2683-nucleotide messenger RNA. RefSeq names its product motilin receptor (gene mlnr). The record is from RefSeq and is a predicted model, not a curated record. The transcript has 2 exons. The coding region runs from base 8 to 1126 and encodes 372 amino acids. Gene Ontology annotation, biological process: G protein-coupled receptor signaling pathway. Gene Ontology annotation, molecular function: G protein-coupled peptide receptor activity. Gene Ontology annotation, cellular component: plasma membrane. Lineage: Eukaryota; Metazoa; Chordata; Actinopteri; Pomacentridae.